Messenger RNA from Astyanax mexicanus (Mexican tetra), 9763 nucleotides. RefSeq names its product insulin-like growth factor 2 mRNA binding protein 1 (gene igf2bp1). Gene Ontology annotation, cellular component: cytoplasm; cytosol; nucleus. The transcript has 15 exons. Bases 452 to 2245 code for a protein of 597 amino acids. The record is from RefSeq and is a predicted model, not a curated record. Gene Ontology annotation, biological process: regulation of gene expression; nervous system development. NCBI's taxonomy places the organism in Eukaryota, Metazoa, Chordata, Actinopteri, Characiformes, Acestrorhamphidae. Gene Ontology annotation, molecular function: mRNA 3'-UTR binding.
AGUCCGUUUAGAGGCGGUGCCAUCGCCAGGCAGUAGGAUCUGUAUGACAGUGCAGGGUACAGCUCUAGGUUGAGGGGCAGAGAGGAAAGCUUUUUCUCCCGAUCCCGCCAUACUUUUACCACUAUACCACCAUAACCAUCAGAUGAAUUUAGACUGAUAUCGGUUUCCACACUGUGCAACAAAAUCGCGAGGAUUGCUACAGUCACGGAUUCUCCACUCCUCCGCUGGACUUCAUCAGGCUGCAACAUUAUUACUGUUAGUCGAACUUUCCCCUUUUACUCGGGAUUCCUGGCUUUACAUUUUUGAUUUCUUUCAUUUUCGGUCGCAAUUCGUUGAAAAAGCACGCGUGUUUGUGUGUUUGGUGGCGUCUCAAUCAUUUUUUAUUUAGUGCGCUUUGCUUAAAAGUUUUAUUUUCGUUUCUGAUUUUUUGGGAGCACCGCGAUAUUCCACGAUGAACAAGCUAUAUAUUGGAAAUCUGAAUGAAAACGUGACCGCCGAGGACUUGGUUAAAACAUUUGAAGACUACAAGAUUCCUUACUCUGGGCAGUUUCUAAUGAAGACUGGCUACGCGUUUGUUGAUUGCCCGGACGACCAAUGGGCUAUGAAAGCAAUUGAAACAUUUUCUGGUAAAGUGGAACUUCACGGCAAACGAAUUGAGGUCGAACAUUCUGUCCCCAAAAAACAAAGGACCAGAAAACUCCAGAUUAGAAACAUUCCACCCCAUUUACAAUGGGAGGUGCUUGAUGGUCUGCUGGCCCAGUAUGGAACUGUUGAGAACUGUGAACAAGUGAACACAGAAAGUGAGACUGCUGUGGUAAAUGUCACUUAUGGUACCCGGGAGCAAGCUAGACAAGCCAUCCAGAAGCUGAAUGGUUACCAGUUUGAGAACAACGCUCUGCGUGUAUCCUACAUACCUGAUGAGACCUCGGAUGGAGACGCCCAGCGUGGCCCUGACAACGGUCGCCGCCCUGGAUACGGUCCACGUGUCAAUGCCCGACAGGGUUCCCCUGGUGCUGGAAUCCCCGCCAAACACCAGCAUGCUGAUAUCCCCCUGCGCCUGCUUGUGCCCACCCAGUAUGUGGGUGCCAUCAUCGGCAAAGAGGGUGCUACUAUCCGCAAUAUUACCAAGCAGACCCAGAGCAAGAUUGAUGUGCACCGUAAGGAGAAUGCAGGUGCGGCUGAGAAGCCCAUCAGCAUCCACUCCACUCCAGAGGGCUGCUCAUCCGCCUGCCGCAUGAUCCUGGAAAUCAUGCACCAAGAGGCCAAAGACACCAAGACUGCUGACGAGGUGCCUCUGAAGAUCCUCGCCCACAACAACUUUGUCGGCCGUCUGAUCGGCAAGGAGGGGCGCAACUUGAAGAAAGUGGAACAAGAUACUGACACCAAGAUUACCAUCUCACCGCUGCAGGACCUGACCCUGUAUAACCCUGAGAGGACCAUCACAGUAAAAGGUGCCAUUGAGGCCUGCUGUCUGGCCGAGCAGGAGAUCAUGAAGAAAGUGCGGGAGGCCUAUGAUAACGACAUUGCUGCCAUGAACCAACAGACUCACCUCAUCCCUGGACUGAACCUCGGAGCUCUUGGCUUGUUCCCUCCAUCCUCCUCGCUGCCCCCUCCUCCUCCUGGAAACCCUGGAGUUGGUGCUCCUUACGGCUCCUUUGGGGCCCCUGAGCAGGAAACAGUCCACGUGUACAUCCCAGCACAAGCAGUAGGAGCCAUCAUCGGCAAGAAGGGACAGCACAUUAAACAGCUGAGCCGCUUCGCUGGGGCAUCCAUUAAGAUUGCACCAGCAGAGACCCCUGAUUCAAAAAUGCGUAUGGUCAUCGUUACUGGUCCACCUGAGGCUCAAUUUAAGGCUCAAGGCAGAAUAUAUGGCAAGCUGAAGGAGGAGAAUUUCUUUGGCCCUAAGGAAGAGGUGAAGCUGGAGACACACAUCAAAGUUGCAGCAGCCGCUGCUGGAAGAGUUAUUGGAAAGGGUGGGAAAACGGUCAACGAGCUCCAGAACUUGACAGCAGCGGAGGUGGUUGUUCCCAGAGAGCAGACCCCUGAUGAACAGGACCAGGUUAUUGUCAAAAUCAUCGGCCACUUUUACGCAAGUCAGCUGGCACAGAGAAAGAUCAGGGACAUUCUGACACAGGUUAAGCAGCAGCAGAAAGGAGGAAUGGGAGGUCCUCCCGGGCAGCACCCACAGAACCAGUCGGAACUGGGGCCCCACCAAGUAAUGCCUCAGGAGCCCAGGAGGAAGUAAAGGGCCUGCGCCCCCAACUGGAUGGAUGGACGGACAGACGAACGGACGGACGAAUGGAGGAGAAAUGGCGGACUGACUGAAAGAGAACGAGACACACAGACCCAGCGGUAGACAGGGAGAAACGAGCAUCAAACUGAGAGGGAAUAGAAAGGAAAUUUAAAAAUAAUAAUAAUAAAUGCCUGAGAGAGGAAACACGUUUAGAGAAGUGAAAGGAAACUAGAAAUAUAAGUGAUUUAAAAAAGAAAAAAGAAAAAAAAAAGAUAAUAAAAGAGUGAAGAACUAGAAAACAGAGACCAGAUGCCAGGCCAGGUUGAGUGUCUGAUGAUGGCAUGAGGGUUUGCCACCCUGCAAAAUUGCACCCUCAAGUGAGAGCUUAUAAAAAACAAGUUUGAUGACGAUUUUUUGUUUUGUUUUUUAGCACUCCUGAGAAUUGUAACACACGGAGGGGGGUGGUCCUCAGCCAUCACCAGUCACUCUAGUAUUUUAAGGGUGUUUUUUUUAAAGAUAGAGAUAUAUGUAUAGAAAUGUUUAUUCAGAGGUAUUAUUAAUGAAAUGCAGUGAAGCGGAGGCGGGAGGGCAAGAGCGGAGAACCCACUGCGAGUCAGUCGACUCGUCCUUAGCCUAAUAGAGAAUUAGGGGAGGGGCCAUAGCUGUUAACACUGCUCUUUAAAUCCCUUGCAGUAAACUGUUGGGGUGAGGUAAAAAGCAAAAAAAGAAGAAGAAAAAAAUGUGGUUGUAAAUAUAAUCUUCAUGAAUAUGUAUUGAGAUACUGCAUGCUUGUCGGCGGUCGCGCGUACAGCUGGCGAGGACAAGCGCGAGUGAAGCGGAUAAGCUUUAACUUGUGCAUCGCUCUUGGGCCUAGCGCUGAUUAGGCUGGCGUCGCAUGCAGUGAGGGUACAGUAAGUGGGCGGGCCGAGGCUGGCCCUGCAGUUCUAUUGCAGCGGCUCAGCUCCGAGACACAAACCCCACCACCAGCCCUAAACCACGCCCGCGAUGCUCGCCGGUGCGCGGCCCACGCCCAAAUGGCAUAUUUUAUAUAUAUUAUAUAUAUAUGAUAUGUGAGUUAACCUGGCCCCUCAGAGGAAAGAGAAAAAGACAGGGACAUAUGAUAAGGAGGGAGAGCCUUUGUUGAAACUGGGGUCUUACCAUCCAGAGAAAUCCGUGCUCUUAAAAUGGUCAUGAUCACUAAAUUGUUCUAAUGCUAUGUUGCUAUGUAUUAGACCAAUAGAGGUGUGGGUGUACCUGGGAUUGUGGUUACCAAUUGGUCUGAUACACAGUCUAACAUAUUAAGUCCAUUAAAUCUGGUUUAAUCCUGAAUUGUCACUCAUCAUUCUGGUGAUCAGUGGUCUCCAUAUUUCUCCUGAAGAGCUGCUUCCAACCCUAAUCCACCCCACCCCCUAAUCCAUCAUAAUCACUGCCUUCUUCACGAGUGUUUGAUUAGCUGAAUAGGGGUGUGUUAGAUUAGGGUUGUUUACAGGCUGUAGUUCUUCAGGAGCAGGACUGAAGACCACUGCUGAAGGUAUAAAAUAAAACAACUAAUCUGUGGUCUGCAAAUGCAAAAUGUGGUUUUGAUCAAGAAUUCUCAGAGAAACCAGAACACAGUUUACUUUUUUCCUAGAUCCAGUAUCAGUUUCUACUUAUUUGGUAGAAACUGCUGAAGCAGUGUGAUGAGUGUCAGGAUUAGAUGCAUCAGGACUUCAAUAUAAGGAUGGAAAGCCCCCCAAAGUUCAGCUCUCCACCCUGCCUUUAGGUCACAGGUUAGCGUUGACAGCAGGUGAGGCCAACAGUGGCUUCUGCGCUCUCUCUCCCUCUCACUCCGUUCGUCGUAUGCCGAUGAGGUUGCCGGAUGCCCGGCUGUCCUCACUGAUCCUAGAACAGAUUAGAUAAAAUGAAAUUAAGAAAAAAAAAAGAAACCUACCUCAGGGUAUUGUUACCUCAGUAUUCCUAACAGCUUUUUUGUUUUUGUUUUCUUUCCUUUUUUUUUCUUUUCUUUUUUUUUUGCUUGCUGAUGUUUUAUAUAAAAAGCUGAUAGUCCUGAAUGUUUUAUUUUUUUAAGGAAGAAAUAUUUUUUAGUUAUUGUCGGAUGUGCUCCCCCCUCCCACCUUAUUUUCUUUGUAGUGCGUAAGAUUGAGUGUGAUUUGAUUGAGUGUAUGCGUGUUUGAGAGUGUGUGUUUUCCCACCCUCCCCUACUUUAGCUCAAAAGGAUCCACAGGCAAACGGCACUUUUUUUUUGUUAGUUGUUUUUGGUGGCUUUACUGACUUUACUGUGCCGAUAGAUUCUUUUUCCAGCUGCCUUUGGAUCCGGGAUGGGCUGAACUUGAAAUCACUGGCCAAAGGGAAGUGAGACACUUCAUGCCAUUGCUGAGUGGUGCAUCGCAGCCAUUGCUACACAAUGGUCCUUUAGACUAUUUUGACUUUAGUCAAAAUGAGACGAUUUCAUUUGUUUGUCAUACAAGCUUUCUUUCGUUAACGCUAACUACGGAAAGCUGAGGGUGGCCCUGACUGAAGGACGCUUAUUGUGCCUCUUGAACCCUGGCCCGAUAUCAUUUGGUCUUAAUGAACCUUAUGUGCUGAAGGCCUGGGCUUGGGGCCUUCCAUUGCCAGGGCUGUGUUAUGCACCAUGUGCAAUGCCAUGUGCAUUUUAUUGGCUGAUUUUGUUUACUUGAGUAGCCCUGUAGGCUGCUGUAGUAGCAGCGUUUGCAGCGUUAGCCGUGUUAGCCUCACCUCAAUCCCUACGUUGAGCUUUGAGCUUCAAACACUGAAUGUGAAAUAUCUGGUGGCUCUUUGUUUAGCAUUGAGUCUUGUCCUUCCCCAUUGUCCAGUGUUUGUGUGUGUGUGUGUGUAUGUUUGUAUGUAUGUAUGUGUGCAUGUGUGAAGUAUUUUUUUCUAAGAAAGGAAAAAAAUUAAGUGUAUAGUAUUUUUUUGUUGGGGGAGAGUGGUAUGGGUGUUAAAGAAAAGGCAGAAAAAUGACAUCCUAUCCUAUAGUCUCAGUUUAACUUUUUUAUUUGUUUUUUUUUUGUUUGUUUUUUUUUUGAACGACAAAAUUACGAUAAAAUAUUCUGGAAAACGUGAGCAAAAAAAAUCAGAACGUUUUCAUGUUGCAGAAAUCAGUUUCACCUGUAAAUAAGAAGCAAAAUGAAGCAACUGAACAGAUCUUUUGUAUUUUUUAGAAUAAAAAGAAAAACAAUUGGACCAGGAUGGGUAACAUGCAGCAGUUUUAACAGCUAAUAAAGGAUGAAGACUGCCAGAAUCCUUUUCAACAGGGAUAAGUACACAGAUACCUGUGCAGGGUUAGCGGUUAGCAUUUAGCUAGCUCUCUUUUUUGUGUCCGCUUUGUUUCAUCCACAAGUCUUUUUGUUUUUGUUUUUUUCUGUGCUUCCUUUUUUUUCCUCAAUAGGCAGCAGCCUUCCGGUUUCUGCUCGAGUUUCAAACCUGACAUCGAGGUGUGAUUUCUGUCUGACACUGAGACACACUCACGAACCUUUAGUUUGUUCAGACUGCAGCAGUUAUGUGUGAUUUUUAUUAUUUUUUUAUUUUUUGUUUUUGUUUAACAGCAAGCUUUAUUUGGACAUGACAUCUGGUUACAUACUGUUUCAUCAGUUUUAGAAUAAAAUAUAGAAACAAAAAAAAAGAAGUGAACAUAAAUGAUGAUAAAAAAUCUCCAGGAACUAAGAAAACUGGAAAAUAUAAAAUUCCGAGUGAAUGAAGAGUGUAAAAGAGAUGAGAGGGAGAUGGGCCAACCUUUGUUUAGUUUUUUUUUUUUUUUUUUUUUUCCUUGUUCUUUUUCAAUCUAACAAACUGAUGUGUUUUUGCUUUAUUUUCUGUCAUUUUCAUGAGUUGCCAAAAUGUUUGUACUAGGUCACUAAAAUCAGUACUCAUGCAGUGCUGUCAAAUGUGAGUUAAAUGCUACUACACAUUCAUCCUACAUCCCUCCUGUCCUUUUCACAUGGCUUCUCUUCCUCUUCCAUUUCUCCCUUCAUCCCUGUAUGCAACUCAUUCCCGUCAUCCGAACGUUAGGAUAUUGUUUCAGAUGGUUUUCUUCACUUGCAUAAUUUGUGACUUAAUUGGGGGGGGAGGUGGGAAAAGACAUUUUGUUGUUUCAGUUUUGGAGUAGACCUUCACCCUCUCUUACGCUGGCCUUGUUUGUGUCCGUUUUCUCAGUUCUGUUCAGUGGUUUGAUGCUUAUUUUUAGCCCCCCUCAGAAACAGAAAAUUUUGCGAUUUACUUUUGAUUGGAUUGGAUCGUAGUUGAAUUAUUAUUGCUGUAUUUUUUUCCCUCUCUCUCUUGAUCAGGUUCCUUUAGAAGAGCACAGAGAUCUCUUAUACUGAUAUUAGAUCAUUUGAAAUACUAACCAGUUACUCACAAUGCAAGUAACAACUGUGCCAAACAGAUUUGGUUUGUUUUGUUUUCAUGUACUCCGAUAAGACGCGGUACGAAAUGUUCGCUGUCUGUAUCGGAUGUAGUGUUAAGACUCUUCGGCACUCGCUCAGCUUUAAAAUGACAAAAUCCUCCUGUUCGAAGCUGUCUGUGACCAGGACUCAAACUAUGUAAGCAAACAGUCAGUUUAGUUUAAGAAAUAAUAAUAAUAAAAAUAAGCGCGACUGCAUGUUCUUCACUUAUGCAAUUGUGUGACGAGCCACAUUACUGGCUGGCUUUCGUCACCAGGACUGUUAAAAAUAUAUAUAUAUAUAUCUACACACACACACACACACACAUUAUAUAUACUUGGGGAACCACCUGAGAACAAAUAAGAUAAGCCUACCCAUUGCCGUGCACAGAUUUACACUUAGACAACAGAUCCAACCUCAGACUAGUUUUGGGUGUCGCUGUCGGAGAGAUGCGCCACCCCAGUUAUAUCUCAUAGUGCUGGGUUCUGGCCUUUGCUCAAAGAGAAACAUUUGGGUGCUAAUGACGAAUUAAACCUCACAUAACUAGGAAACGCUACCUCAAGACUUAGCCAUAAGAUUGUUUUUAUCAACCAGACAAGAGCGAAAGUGCAUGUUACUUUUUCACUUUAAUUUCUUUAAUUUAUUAUUAUUUUUUGCUUUUUCCAUUUUCUCUUUUUUUUUUUUUUUUUUUUUUGGUUACUAAAAAUUGACCUGUUCAGCUUAGCGUCAGGGCCGUGAUUGGAAGGAAUGGAGGAGGGGCUUUGGCGACUGGGCCAGGCUGAGGUUGGGCUAAAGGACAGGUGGAGUUAAUCUGAUCUGGGUUGUUUGGUGUUGUUGGGUGGCUUUGGUUGAAGGUGAAAGAGAGGUGGUGUAAAGCAAGAAUGAAGACUGGAAUAUAAGAAUUGCUUAGAGGAAGGGUGUCCAGAUUUGGUCCUCAGGGGACCAGAGCCCAGCAGGGUUUGGCCAUAUAGUCUGGAAAACCAAUGCAGUACAGAUCUUGUAGAGUGCUGAUAGUGCUGUGAUGUGCAGUCGAGCCACUGACAGCAUCCCAUCCUGACCAACCUUGAAUAAGCUUUUUAUGUGUUACAUGAUCGUACACACAUAUAUACAAAUAAUGUUGGUCAAAAGGAAGUUUCACCACUGUUUUCCAUCUACCGCAAGUUUGGGUGACGUGCUGAUGUGCGUAUAGCUAGCUGCUUAAAUCUAGUAUGCUUGAGCAAGGAAAUGACCCAACCAUGCUGGAUUCAGUCACUGACUCUGGUUCUUGAGGAACAGAACUGGACAUCCCUUCAUUAGCUGAUUUAUUAAAUGCAACAUGAUCAUCGCACGACUUCACAACGUCUUUUUAGAGUCCUAUUCAUGCUAUUCACAGAGCCCCAGAAUGCUGAUCUAGGACCAGAAGCUCAAAGACCCUCCACUGUCUUGAACAAGCGAAUGGUUAAACUGAACUAUGGCCGGGUUCAGUGGUUAUACUGACCUGUGAUCACCCGCUGCGGAAGGCAAGGUUUGCUUUAGAUAAAUGGAUCAUGCUCAUCCAUUGGUAGAUGAUGCAUACCGUGUGCCUGUUUCACAAAGCUUGAUGUAUUCUUUUCCCCUCAAACACACUGCGCUACCUCCUCACUAUGCAGCCUUGACCUCCCAAUAGACAAAAAAAAAAAAACGGACCCUCAGUACAGUCAUACAAUUAGCUGGUCCAUGGUCCGCCCACAUUUCUCUAGGACAUCCCUUAAGGAAAGAUUGGAAGAAUUCUGCACUGAUCUGUGGGAUUCUUCUGUGGAUGUCAUAUAUAUAUAUUUUUUCUUUUCCAGAAUUGCUUUUCUGACACUUGUAGACAGACACUGCCAGUCACGAUCAUUACCACCCUCUGUGCUGUCUAUCCACUGUCCACACUGCAAUUUACAUACUGCUAUCUUGUGACCUUUGGCCAGCCUCGCAACAUUAGAUGUGUUAGAUAUGAAAGAAUGUGUUAAUGGGCGGAGCAUGGACUGGUCAGUUUUAGUGCUGACAAAAAAAAAAUCUGCCCUGUGGCACUGAUCUGAAACUAGUACUGCUAUAUAUAUAUAUUUUUUUUUUAUGUUUUGUAAUGACUUGUGUUGGGGUGAAGAGAGGAUGAGCGGAGUCCUAGAUCAGCACUGAAGGGAAGCUACAUCCCGGAUCCCCUCACACACUAAGCUCUCUACCCACAAUCACCCCCUACCUUCCCUUUUUUUACUUCAAUCGAGGGGCACGAUACCUGUAACCAUGUAAUUUUUCUUUUCUUUUUUUUUUCUUUUUUUUGUUGAUCUACCUCUUAGAGAACAAAUAAAUAAAUAAAUAGGACAACAUGUAAAACAGAAAAAAGGACACAAAAAAAGUUUUUAAAAUUUAGAAAAAAAAUGCUCAAACUAAAAAUAAGUAAUUAAUAAUAAAUGACUUAAGCAACUGGGUAGCAGCAUCUCCGUAUACUGUAGUGGAUAGUAUGUUUAAAAAAAGGAAUACUUUACUUCCAAAGAUGAUGAUUUUUGUUUUUCUCCGUUGUUUAGGCAUUGUUCAGAAAGGAUUCUGUAAUAAAUGGAAAUGGGGGAGGGACAAAUAAAAAAAAAAUGGAAAAUCUCAGUUUCACUAUUCAAUCUCUCUUUUUUCAUUCCUCAUUAGAUUGACUUCUUAACCUUGCAAUUCUUCAUCCUUUAUUUGAUUUAUUUUUCUGAUUGCUUAUUAAAAUGACAUAGGAUUGUAACUCUUGUGUUUGGAUGCAUUAGAAUUAUCUCUCUCUCUUUCUCUCUCUCUCUGUGAACUGCAACAUAGUACUCGAUGAGACAUUGCAGAGCAUGAUAUUAAAAUAAUUUUUCUCUUUUUUUUUUUCAAAUCUGUAUUGAUGCAACAGGCAAGUAAGGGCCUUUUUAGCUGACUAGGGCACAGUUUAGGAGGCGGACGAGGAGGAGAGGAAGACAAGUAACUUAUCACCUCUAGCCCCCAAACCCCCCGAGCCACCCACCCCCCCUCUUAUAGUAGGUGCCAUGGACACUAUCUGGAUUUUCACCUUCUGCCUGCCCGAUUUUCUUUAGUUCUCAUCCACAUUUGUUUUGAACUCCUUGUAAACAAUACAGAGCAUAGAUAUGAAUGUGUUAUUAAAAGAUGAGAAAACCGGUUA